Messenger RNA from Rhinolophus ferrumequinum (greater horseshoe bat), 4259 nucleotides. It is a transcript of the gene LAMB3, whose product is annotated as laminin subunit beta 3. Gene Ontology annotation, cellular component: basement membrane. The transcript is spliced from 24 exons. The record is from RefSeq and is a predicted model, not a curated record. Gene Ontology annotation, biological process: axon guidance. Bases 314 to 3832 code for a protein of 1172 amino acids. NCBI's taxonomy places the organism in Eukaryota, Metazoa, Chordata, Mammalia, Chiroptera, Rhinolophidae.
CCCAGACCCUGUCGGCGGGGGCUCACCUGAGCGACGCAGGGAGCUCCUCGAGGCAGCGCGAACUGGGGGAUGGAGAGCGCGUCCGUCGGUCCGGCCAGCUCUGCGUUCUUCUCCUUCUGGGCAGUUGCGGCUCUUUCAGGAACUGAAUUAUCCUGCGACUACAUCAGAUCGAAAGAAGACCCCGAGAUCCAGAUGAGGACACAGCUCACCAGACAACUUGCUAUUAGCCUUUUGAGAAGCUGAGUGGCUGUGCCCAAAACCCCGGACUACAGAAGUGUGAGGUCCUCUCCAGGGAUCACCCCACUGGCUGAAGAUGAGGCUCUUUCUUCUCCUGUGUUUUGCCUUGCCCAGCCUCCUGUGUGCCCAGCAAUCCUGCUCCCACGGGGCCUGCUAUCCACCUGUUGGGGACCUGCUCAUUGGGAGGACCCGGUUUCUCCGAGCUUCCUCCACCUGUGGACUGACCAGGCCUGAGACCUACUGCACCUACUAUGGCGAGUGGCACAUAAAAUGCUGCAAGUGUGACUCCAGGCUGCCUCACAAUUACAAUAGUCACCGAGUGGAGAAUGUGGCUUCGUCCUCAGGCCCCACACGCUGGUGGCAGUCGCAGAACGAUGUGAACCCUGUCUCUCUGCAGCUGGACCUGGACAGGAAAUUCCAGCUUCAAGGCAUCGUGAUGGAUUUUAAGGGGAACGUGCCUGCUGGAAUGCUGAUUGAGCGCUCCUCAGACUUCGGCAAGACCUGGCACGUGUACCAGUACCUGGCCACUGACUGCUCCUCGGCCUUCCCCCGCGUCCGCCAGGGCCAGCCUCAGAGCUGGCAGGACGCCCGGUGCCAGUCUCUGCCCCAGAGGCCUAACGCGCACCUAAAUGGGGGGAAGGUCCAACUUAACCUUAUGAAUUUAGCUUCUGGGAUUCCAGCAACUCAAAGUCAAAAGAUUCAAGAGCUGGGGGAGAUCACAAACUUGAGAAUCAACUUCACCAGGCUGGCCCCUGUAUCUCAGAAGGGCCGCUAUCCACCCAGCGCAUACUAUGCAGUUUCCCAGUUGCGUCUGCAGGGGAGCUGCUUCUGUCAUGGCCACGCUGACCGCUGUGCCCCCCAGCCCGGAGCCCCUGCCAGCCCCUCCACCAUUGUGCAGGUCCAUGAUGUCUGCGUCUGUCAGCACAACACCGCGGGCCCCAACUGUGACCGCUGUGCACCCUUCUACAACAAUCGGCCCUGGAGACCUGCAGAGGACCAGAACCCCCAUGAAUGCCAAAGGUGCGACUGCAACGGGCACUCAGAGACAUGUCACUUUGACCCAGCUGUGUUUGCCACCAGCCAGGGGGCACAUGGAGGGGUGUGUGACAACUGCCGGGACCACACCGAGGGCAAGAACUGUGAGCAGUGUCAGCUGCACUAUUUCCGGAACCGGCGCCCUGGUGCUCCCAUUCAGGAGACCUGUAUCCCCUGCGAGUGUGACCCAGAUGGGGCAGUGCCAGGGGUUCCCUGUGACAGAGUGACCGGGCAGUGCGUGUGCAAGGAGCAUGUGCAGGGGGAGCGCUGUGACCUGUGCAAGCCGGGAUUUACAGGACUUACCUCCGCCAACCCGCAGGGCUGCCACCGCUGCGACUGCAGCGUCCUGGGGUCCAGGCAGGACAUGCCAUGUGAUGAGGAGAGUGGGCGCUGCCUGUGUCUGCCCCACGUGGUGGGCCCCAAAUGUGACCAGUGUGCUCCCUACCACUGGAAGCUGGCCAGCGGCAGGGGCUGCGAGCCCUGUGCGUGCGACCCAAACAACUCCCUCAGCCCCCAGUGCAAUCAGUUCACAGGGCAGUGUGCCUGUCGGGAAGGGUUUGGUGGCCUGACGUGUAACGCUGCAGCCAUCCGCCAGUGUCCCGACCGGACCUACGGAGACGCGGCCAGGGGAUGCCGAGCCUGUGACUGUGACUUCAGGGGAACUGAGGGCCCAGGCUGUGACAAGGCCUCAGGCCGCUGCAUCUGCCGCUCUGGCUUGACCGGGCCCCGCUGCGACCAGUGCCAGCGAGGUUACUGUGACCGCUACCCGGUGUGCGUGGCCUGUCACCCUUGCUUCCAGACCUAUGAGGCUGAGCUCCAGGAGCAGGCCCUACGCCUCAGCAGCCUCCGAAACGCCACUGCCAUCCUGCGACCCGGGCCUGGCCUAGAGGACCCCCACCUGGUCUCCCGGAUCCUGGAUGCAAAGAACAAGAUCAAGCAGAUCCAAGCAAUUCUCAGCAGUGCCCCGGGCACGGAGCAGGAGGUGGCGCAGGUGGGCAAUGCCAUCUUCUCCAUCAGGCGGACUCUCCAGGACCUGCAGCCGCAUCUGGUCCUAGAGGAGGAAACCCUGUCCCUUCCGGGAGACCUGGAGAAUCUGGACAGAAGCUUCAAUCACCUCCUUGUUAUGUAUCAGAAUAAGAGAGAGCAGUUUGAAAAACUCAGCAGUGCCGAUCCUUCAGGAGCCUUCCGGAUGCUGACUGCAGCCUACCAGCGGUCAUCCCAGGCAGCCCAGCAGGUCUCUGACAGCUCCCGCCAGCUUCUCCAGUUCAGGGACAGCCGGAGAGAGGCUGAGAGGCUGGAGCAGCAGGUGGGAGGAGGCGGAGGGGCCGGUGGUCCCCAGCUGGCAGCCCUGAGGCAGGAAAUGGCUUCCUUGCCUGAUCUGACACCCACCAUCAACAAGCUCUGUGGCGGCUCCAGGCAGACAGCCUGCACCCCAGGAGCAUGCCCUGGUGAGCUCUGUCCCCGAGACAACGGUACGGCCUGUGGCUCCCACUGCAGAGGUGUCCUUCCCAGGGCCAGUGGGGCCUUCCAGACGGCGGGACAGGUGGCCAAGCAGCUACAGGGCUUCAACGCCCAGCUUCAGCAGACCAGGCAGAUGAUCAGGGCAGCCGAGGACGCCGCCUCGCAGGUGCAAUUGGAUGCUCAGCGCCUGGAGACCCAGGUGAGCAGCAGCCGCUCCCAGAUGGAGGAAGACGUCAGGCGCACUCGGCUUCUCAUCCAGCAGGUCCGGGACUUCCUCUCAGACCCCGACACCGAUGCAGCCACCAUCCAGGAGGUCAGUGAGGCUGUGCUGGCCCUGUGGCUGCCCACAGACUCUGCCACAGUCCUACAGAAGAUGAAUGAGAUUCAGGCCAUUGCUGCCAGGCUUCCCAACGUGGACCUGGUGCUGUCCCAGACCAAGCAGGACAUUGCUCGAGCCCGCAGGCUCCAGGCUGAGGCCGAGCAGGCCAGGAGCCGAGCGCAUGCAGUGGAGAACCAGGUGGAAGACGUGGUGGGGAACCUGCGGCAGGGCACGGUGGCGCUGCAGGAAGCUCAGGAUACCAUGAGUGGCACCAGCCGCUCCCUUCGGCUGAUCCAGGACAGGGUUGCUGAGGUCCAGCAGGUCCUGGGGCCAGCAGAAAGACUAGUGACGGGCAUGAUGGAGCAGCUGGGUGACUUCCGAGCACGGAUGGAGAAGCUCCACCACCAGGCCGAGCAGCAGCGGGCACAAGCAACCCAGGCCCAGCAGCUCGCGGAGGGUGCCAGCGAGCGGGCGCUGAGUGCCCAGGAGGGAUUUGAGCGAAUAAAGCAAAAAUAUGCUGAGCUGAAGGACCGGUUGGGUCAGAGCCCCAUGCUGGGGGAGCAGGGCAACCGGAUCCUGAGCGUCAAGACAGAGGCAGAGGAACUGUUUGGGGAGACCAUGGAGAUGAUGGACAAGAUGAAAGACAUGGAGUCCGAGCUGCUUCACGGGAGCCAGGCUAUCAUGCUUCGCUCUGCAGACCUGACAGGGCUGGAGAAGCACGUGGAGCAGAUCCGCGACCACAUCAACGAGCGUGUGCUCUAUUACGCCACCUGCAAGUGAUGCCCCAGCCGCCAGCCCCUGACCCCCUGUAUCUGCCCUCUUUGCUUUGGGGGGCAGACUGGGUUGAAAUGCUCUCUAGCUCCUGUUAUGCAGCCAAAAGCACCACUUGUGCCACCGCUGGUGUGCAGCUGUUAAGAUUAGUCUGUGCUGCAGCUGAGCCUGAGCUGAUGGGACAGCCACAUUUGAGGCACAGAGAUGGUGGAAGUGGGCCAUCCACUGUGACCAGGAGCUCUCAAGUGGAGGGAGCUUGGCUGGGCAGCGUCCUCGCCUUUUGUUCUCCAUGGAGGCUGAAUCCUCCAAGGAGAAAAACUUAACUCAAAAUGAUGUACAAAUGAAAGGCCCAAUAUGAAUCUUUGGAAAGGAGUCUGGAGGUUCAAAGACGGAAAAUAGUCUGCCUUCCAUUAAGCAAAUAAACAUUUGUCACUUU